This is a messenger RNA of Anolis carolinensis (green anole), 2760 nucleotides long. It is a transcript of the gene fbxo40, whose product is annotated as F-box protein 40. Gene Ontology annotation, molecular function: protein binding; ubiquitin protein ligase activity; zinc ion binding. NCBI's taxonomy places the organism in Eukaryota, Metazoa, Chordata, Lepidosauria, Squamata, Anolidae. The coding region runs from base 494 to 2710 and encodes 738 amino acids. The record is from RefSeq and is a predicted model, not a curated record. Gene Ontology annotation, cellular component: cytoplasm. The transcript has 5 exons.
GAAUGGAAAAUAACAUUUCAUACUGAAUAAAGAUAUCCAUUCUGUUACCAUUAUCUAUUAAUACAAAAAAAGAGAGAAAACAAGACUGGAAGAUACUUAGUGUCUCAGAAAACAGAUUUUGCAUGGCUAAUAUAAAGAACAGAAAAAAUCAAGUUUAUUUCCAAAUAAUGACCCAUUAAAAACUCCCAUCUAACUAACACUAUUGUCUUUUACUGAAAUAUGAUUAAGCAGUUCUGCUCUAGCUCUGAUAAUUAUUGCCCCAGCCAUAGCAUUUUAAAUAAAUAUCACGAAAGGACAACCUUCUAUAAAUUGAUCCAUGUUGCUGAGUACACAUUUUAUUUUUAACAGCCAGUGUAUGCUUCAGUUUUUUUCUGCCCUGCCUCCUCAGAUUUCGUCUUCACUCUGAUAAUUGCCCAUCUCCUAGCCCCAUCAUUUCAACUGAGCUGGAUAAACUCAAGAGACCCUUUGUCUGGGGCACACAAAAAGAAACUACAUGUACACGGGGGAAUCUGCUGGGGGAGAGGACUGUGACAGGCAGUGGACCAAUUCUGUUGUUGCUGCUCUGAAGGCCUUAAAGGGACAUCGAAAUACAUUAAUUGGAGUGAUGGGCAAGAAGCAGCAAAUUCAUUGUGGUCUGCACAAGCACUGUGAAAAAUGUUUCAACCGAUAUUGCCAGGUUCCAGUUGAGCCUACUGUGUCUUGUGUGGUGAUCAGCUGUCGAUCUCGCUGUGGUGCUGCCUUUCAUAUGUGUAAAGAGGAUGAGCACCAGCUCCUGUGUCCUCUAGAGCAAGUUUCAUGUCUCAACUCUGUUUAUGGCUGCCCUUUUACAAUGGCUCGUUUUAAAAUGGCAAAACAUCUACAAGUCUGCCCAGCCAGUGUUGUUUCCUGCUCAAUGGAAUGGAAUCGGUGGCCAUGUGUGGAAUCUGAAGCUAUUCUGCAUGAGAAUAUUAUGAAAGAAGAGCCCAGAGAAGAUUGUCUUGAUGUGGCCCUAGCCAUGAAAGAUCAAAAAGGUCUCUUUGGGGCCCUCAAAAUGGCUGAACUUUUUCCAGAAUGCAAAGAGGAAGAAAUAGAUGCUAAUGAUGAGGACAUAGGAGAUGAAUCUGCUGAAAGAGCAACUGGUGAUUUUGAAGCAAAUUAUGCUCAUCCAGCUGAACUUAGCCAGCAUGAACGUGAGCAUUUGGCAAAGGACAAAGAGGGAAUGGAUUUAGCUGGUUAUAAAACCUGGGAAAGUAUGUUUAGCAAAGAAUUGAAAGCAUGUAAUGUAACAGGUGCAUCGGCUGAUAAUGGGAAACAAAAAACAAAAAGCAAGUCUCUGAAUAAAGGACAGAGUUCAAAGAGUAGUGUGUUGGAAGAAAGUAAUAGUGUAAAAGAAAGUGAAGCUCAGUCCCCUUCUCAAAUCAAUUUAGCAGCUGAAAAGACAGGCCUGGCUCCUUGGCAAGAUGGCGUACUGGAGAGACUAAAAACAGAGGUUCCUAUAGCGGAGUACAAUAUGUAUCUAGUUCACCAUGGACGGAUGCUCAUUCAUUUUGGUCAGAUGCCUGCUUGCACCCCUAGAGAGAAAGACUUUGUAUAUGGAAAUCUAGAAGCUAAUGAAAUGAAGACAGAAAUAACCUUCAAAGUUCCAACCAGCUAUUGUGGCAGAAGAGCCCGACUUGGUGAUCCAACAGCACACAAGAAACCAACUAAGAACAUAUCUGUGGAUACUUCUGACUUAGGAGUAAAUCUUGAGGAACUUCCUAAAUGCAGUGCCAUAAAAACUACAUUGUUGUGUGCUCUGGAGAAGGAAUUGAAAGGACAUGAGAUAUCUCAAACAAAGAGUACUGAUGCUCUAUAUGUGGAUUUUGGGACACAAACGUAUAGGUUUGCCAUGGAGCCUUUCACUUCCACAACAGUUCUAUCAGACAUUCUAGAUGUAAAGGAUCCACCCAACCUCAACUUACAACUUCACAGUGAAAGUGUAACCCAAAGGCACAACAAAAGUAGCUCUGCUUUCACCUUUUCUUGCAACCACUUUUUCCGCAGAGAUGAAUUUCCUUCACAUUUCAAGAAUGUUCAUACUGAUAUCCAGUCGUGUCUCAAUGGAUGGUUCCAACAUCGCUGUCCACUUGCUUAUCUGGGCUGCACUUUUGUUCAAUAUCCCUUGUGCCCUUCUGGGCAAAGAUCAAAUGUUAUUUAUAGCCAGGAUCUCAAUACAUUUGCAGUGAAGCCAGAGGUUGACCCUGUCCUCUUACAAAUAAAUAAAAACAAAUUGAUAAGAAAUAGCCAAGUGAAAGAAAUGGAUGUUCUAAGCAGCCUACCCUUGGAGAUCCUCAAGUACAUAGCUGGGUUUCUGGAUAGCUUCAGUUUGUCUCAGCUGGCUCAGGUGUCUGUACAAAUGAGAGACAUCUGUGCUACUCUUCUCCAAGAAAGAGGAAUGGUUUUUCUGUUGUGGGAAAAGAAGAGAUAUAGUCAUGGGGGCACUUCCUGGAGAAUCCGCAAAAAGAUAUGGAAGUUUAGCAACCUCUUUUCUACAAUUAACAACUGGCAGUUCAGUGACAUCCCUUCUAUGGCUGUUCAUUUGAAGACUUGCCCUUUCUAUGAUGUGGAGCACAAGAAGGAUCCUGUUUUGCUGACUAGCAUGCUUUCAUCGGAAGAGGAGGUCCAAGAGACUUUAGUCUCUACAUUGAGACGUGGAUGUGAUUCAAAGAAAAAUCAGAAAAGACUGUUCUGAAGCCUAUUUAAAAAGGUGUUUCAGUUUUGAAAUAAAAUACCUGAAAUUAA